Pocillopora meandrina is the source of this 6838-nucleotide messenger RNA. The record is from the annotation of a GenBank genome assembly. Lineage: Eukaryota; Metazoa; Cnidaria; Anthozoa; Scleractinia; Pocilloporidae.
UCUGAUCACAGGUUGUAAUACUCGAACUUCAACAUAGUUAGUUCAUUUCACUGUAUUUUUUCCAGCGUCUUUAACCAUGAUUUCCAUUCCAUCUGCAGGUGGAUAUGAUAAGCUCGAAUACAAGGAGCUUUCAGAAGGUGAAUUUACCGAAGGUGCUAACAUCAAAACGAGCGAAGACUUCACAGAAGACGAUCUCGUUGUUGUGAAGACUUAUGCAAGCGGUGUGAACUACGCCGAUGUUUGCAUUCGCUGGGGCGUAUACGAGUCAGCUAAGAGAUUUGUUGGAUGGCCGAUUACUCCUGGAUUUGAGUUCAGCGGAGAAGUCGAAAGCAAAGGCAAAAAUGUGACGAAGUUUGAAAUUGGUCAAAAAGUAUUCGGAGUGUCGCAAUUUGGAGCCUACUCGAAGCGGGUCAGAGUACCUGAGCAUCAGAUAUUUCCACUGCCGGAAAAUCUCAACAUGAACGAAGCAGCUGGCUUCAUUACCGUGGGUUUGACAGCUUGGUAUGGGUUAUUUGAACUUUCAAGACCCAGGGGUGGAAGCUGGUUACUCGUUCACUCUGCCGCUGGAGGAGUGGGUAGUAUGCUGGUUCAACUCGCAAAGAUCCAUGGUUGUCACGUGGUGGGCGUAGUUGGGGGAAGUCAUAAGGUGAACAUGGCCAAAGAAUUAGGUAAGUUAAAAUCCACUGCUGAAAUAACAUACUUUAGCACUUUUUUGCAAGAAAUAAACUAUAGAGUUUGAAACUAAGGGAAAAUCUUUUUUUUUUUCAUCCCCUGGGUGGGGAGGGAGGUAGAGGAUUUUGGUUAUGCAAUAAGAAAAUUUAACUGAUCCCCUUAUAUUGCUCUGUAAUAUUCUUAUGAUUUCCCCUCAUUGGCAGGCAAUUUUUUUAUAACUCACUUUUAGGCAUCCAGUUGACAGCAUAAAAUCCCCCUGAAAACCAUGCAAUUCUCCCCAAAAUCCUCUGACUCCUGGUAAUUAAAGGUGAUGGGCACCUUGUUCCUUGGAGCCUUGGGUUUGUAUAGGUCCUGGAAAACCAAAAAAGUCCUGGAAUUUUUAUUGUGACAUUCUCCACGAAUGGAAAGUCUUGUAUGAAAGUGUUUGAGCUUGUAUAAUCAGUGUCUUUUUCAUUAUGGAUAGGUUGUGAUCAUGUGAUAGACAAAUCUAAAGAAAACAUAUGGGAAGCAUCCAAGGUCUAUGUUCCCAAAGGGUUCCAAGUUGUCUUUGAUGCCAAUGGAGUGGAGACUUUACAGGCGAGCUAUAAUCACUUGGCACCUGGUGGAAAAUUAGUUGUUUAUGGUAUGUGCCUUUACUCGGUAAAGUAGUGUCUUCACAGAACAUCAAUCUCAUUGUGAGAGGGUGUACUUCUCUUGCAUCUUGGUCAAUGCAUUCAUAAGGAUUUGCAUGUAGUACCUUCAAGAUAUUCAAUUGCAUAUGAGGCAUAGCAGCUUGUUAAAGAACUCUUUGACCAAGUGCUAUGCUUAAAUAGACCACUGCAUUUAUCUGGUUGCAGAGUUCAUGUAGGUUUUUAUUACAGCUUGGGAAAGAAUUCUUCAAAUAAGUGCUGCUCUGGGACUGCUCCACUAAUAUGCUUAAGCUGUGCUUAUUAACUUUUUUGUCCCAAAAACGGCCCUUAUUUGAGGGAGAUACUUACUCAGGGAUAAUGCUUAUGCAAGUAAAUAUGAUAUGUUAUGGUCUUGGGUGAGACCCCUUAAAUUUCCUAGUGCCUCUUCCAUCCAAGAGUAUUAGUGGGUAUUGUCAAGAUGUUAGACAAACUUGAAAAAAUAUUGGGGCGUGAAUCUUGUGAUGGACUAGCACCCUAUCAAGGGAGGGGGGAAGAGGGCAAUAAUUUUUGUCACUUCUUGCCAUGGAAAGUAGGUUAAGCUCUGUUUAGAUGAACCACUUCACUUCAUAGCUGACUUUGUGUUUAUGCCUUUACAGGUUUUCAUACAAUGCUUCCCAAAUCCAGUGAUACUAGUUCUGGGAAUAUCAGUUUAUGGCAGUGGAUAAAAAUAGCAGUCAGCCUCUGGAACACUCCUAAAUUCGAUCCUGUGCAGGUACAAUUCAUGGUCUGUUCUAACACUCUCAUUUCAAUUUAUUAUUGAAGAUAUUACUGCAAUUUCAAGGGACUCUAUAGAGUUACAGACUAUUAGGAUGAGACUAAAAAUGAAGAGAGAGGUGAAUUGAUCAAUGUUUGGACUGCCUGACUGGCUGAUUGAAUGACUAACUGAGUGAAGGACUGACUGAUGGACUGACUGACAGACAGACACUUGAGUGACGGAUUGAAAGACUGACAACCAGCUAACAGCUAACUGACUGACUGAUAGACUUACUGACUCACAGAUUAACUGACCAAUUUACUGACUGACUGUCUGACUGACUGAAAUACUGCAACUGACUGGUUCAUUGACUGACUGACAGGCUGACUGAAACACUGACAAUCGACAGACUGUCUGACACUUGACCGGCUUACUGAUUGACAGACUAGCUGGCUGAUUGACUCAGUUACUGGCAACUGGAUGACUGACUGAUUUGACUGACUGACUGACUGACUGACUGACAACCCACUGAAUGUUUGGCUGGUAUAUUGGCAGACUGCUUAACAGACUAGCCAACAACUGACUGCUUGGUAGCCUAUCUGACUUACCAACUGACUGAGAACUAUCUGACUGACUUACUGGUUGGCAUGCUCAUUCACUUCCUGACCGAUUGCAUAUUCUCUGAUCUCAUUAGAUGACUGAUGAAAAUAAAAGUAUCAUGGCAUUCAAUCUGAGCUUUCUCUUUGAUCGACGAGACAUUUUGGAAGAGAGCAUGACGCAACUUCUAUACUGGGUAAAACAAGGCACCCUUAAAAUCAGCAAAGUGACUCCAUAUCCUCUGAAACAAGUGGCCAAAGCACAUAGUGAUUUGGAGUCAGGGAAAACUAUGGGCAAGCUUGUACUCACCAUGGAUGAAUGAUGACAAGAAAAACAGAACUGCAUGAGAAGCUCCUGACAGUAUUAACUCUUGUUAAAAUAAAAAUUGUAAGCACUCACGUAAGGGAACACAAUUUUCACAGUAAGAUGGAACAGAUGAUCCAUGGCUAACUUUUUUGUCAGUAAAGAUGACUGAAUAAAAUUGUGACACCAGCACAGAGGCCUGCGUUUGUUUGUUUAUGAUAAUGAUUUGUCACUCUUGGUUGUGGCGAGGGUUUGCGGUGAAGCGGUAUUGCGUAAUUUUUGGUAGGGGUUUUUCGGGAAUUUUUAUUUUAGCAUGCAGCAUUUUUUUUCGAAGGCUAUGCUUUUGCGGCUUCAACACAAUUUAGGUUCCCGUAAUCGGCAUUAAAAAGGGCUUUCGAUAGCCAUGUUAGAACUUGUUGUGUUUCACAGGAGGGUCGUGUCACGCCAUCUUCGAUCCUCUCGCUUUUGGUGUGGCUCAGUAGACGACUACAAAAGGCUCACACUUUGCGCAUUCAGAUAAUAUUUCUAGUGUCAUACUGAAGCCUUGUUCUGUUUAUUCCCACGCAAUAUUGCAGUUUUGUUUCGUUAAUUGUUGUGGUUGAGCCGCGGUCUAGACUUCAGACUGGCGGAAAUGAGAGAGAGAGAGGCUUGAGGCAAAUACAAGUAACGCCUGACUGAAUUUGACCAAUACAUCCUUGAACUCUGAUCAUAAGUUGGAAUAUUCUAGCUUCAAGAAAAUUCGCUCCUUUCACUGUAUUUUUUUCCAGCGUCUUUAACCAUGAUUUCCAUCCCUUCUGCAGGUGGAUAUGAUAAGCUCGAAUACAAGGAGCUUUCAGAAGGUGAAUUUACCGAAGGUGCUAACAUCAGAAUGAAUGAUAACAUCACAGAAGACGAUCUCGUUGUUGUGAAGACUUAUGCAAGCGGUGUGAACUACGCCGAUGUUUGCAUUCGCUGGGGUGUAUACGAGUCAGCAAAGAAAUUUGUUGGAUGGCCGAUCACUCCUGGAUUUGAAUUUAGCGGAGAAAUCGAAAGCAAAGGCAAAAAUGUGACGAAGUUUAAAAUCGGCCAAAAAGUAUUCGGAGUGUCGCUAUUUGGAGGGUACUCGAAGCGGGUUAGAGUACCUGAGCAUCAAAUAUUUCCAAUGCCGGAAAAUCUUGACAAGAACGAAGCAGCUGGUUUCCUGACUGUGGCUUUGACAGCUUGGUAUGGGUUAUUUGAACUUGCAAGACCCAGGGGUGAAAGCUGGAUACUCAUUCACUCUGCCGCUGGAGGGGUGGGAAGUAUGCUGGUUCAACUCGCAAAGAUCCGUGGUUGUCACGUGGUGGGCGUAGUGGGCGGAAGUCAUAAAGUGAACGUGGCCAAAGAAUUAGGUUAGUUAACUCCACUGCUGAAGUAACAUACUUCAGCACUUUUCUGCAAGAAAUCAACUAUAGAGUUUGAAACUUAGGGAACAUCACUUUUUUUUAUCCCCUGGGUGGGGAGGGAGGCAGAGGAUUUUGGUUAUGCAACAAGAAAAUUUAACUGAUCCCCCUAUAUGGCUCUGUAACAAUCUUAUGAUCCCCUCUUACUGACAGUCAAUUUUCUAUAUUCUUCCAUAGUUCUCCUGUUGACAACAAUGAAUCCCACUUCUGUUCCCCCUGAAAUCCAUGUGAUCCUCACUAAAAUCCUCUGACCCCUGGCAAUAAUUAGUGACAGGUGCCUUACUCCUCAGGGUUUGUAUGGGUCUUGGAAAACCAGGACAGUCUUGAAAAACCAGGACAGUCCUGGAAUUUUAUGCUGACAUUUUCUAGGGCUUGAAAGUCUUCUAUGAAAUUGUAGGAAACUUGUAUACUCAGUGUCUUUUUGUUAUGGUUAGGUUGUGAUCAUGUGAUUGACAAAUCUAAAGAAAACAUAUGGGAAGCAUCCAAGUACUAUGUUCCCAAAGGGUUCCAAGUUGUCUUUGAUGCUAAUGGAGUGGAGACUUUACAGGAGAGCUACAAUCACUUGGCACCUGGUGGAAAAUUAGUUGUUUAUGGUAUGUGCCUUCUCUCAGUUAAGUGGUGUCUUCACACAACUUCAAUCUCAUUGGGAUAGGGUACACUUCUCUCACAUCUAACUUCAUGAAUUCAAAAGGGUUUACAUUUAGUACCCUCAAGAUUCCCAAUUGCAUAUAGGGCAUAGCAGCUUGUGAAAGAACUCUUUGACUAAGUGCUGCACUUUAAUGGACCACUGCAUUUAUCUGAGGACAGAGUUUAUUAACAUUUUAUUGCAGCUUGUGAGAGAAUUCUUCAAAUAAGAGCUGAACUGGGACUGCUGCACCAUUAUUCAUAAGCUGUGCUUUUUAACUUUUUUGUCCCCAACACAGCCCUUAUUUGAGGGGGAUGCUUAUUCAGGGGUAAUGGUUAAGCAAGUAAAUAUGGUAUGCUAUGGCCUCAGGCAAGACCCCUUAAAUUGCACUGUGCUUCUUUUCAUAUAGGAAUAUUAGUGGGUACUGUCAAGAUUUUGGACAAACCUGGAAAAAUUUUGGGGCAUGAAACUUGUGAUGGACUGGUGCCCUAUCCACAGGGGUUUCAAUACUUUUUGUCACCUCUUGUUGUGGAAAGUGGGAUGAGCUCUGUUCAGAUGAACCACUCCACUUCAUUGCUGACUUAGCAUUUAUGCCUUUACAGGUUUUCAUACAAUGCUCCCCAAGUCUAGUGAUACUGGAGCUGGGUACAUCAGUUUAUGGCAAUGGAUAAAAAUAGGAAUCAACCUCUGGUACACUCCUAAAUUUGAUCCUUUGAAGGUAAAAUUCAUGCACUCUGAUAUUCUCAUUUCAAUUUAUUAUUGAAAAUAUUACUGCAAUUUCAAGGGACUCUGUGGAGUUACAGACUAUUAGGAUGAGACUAAAAAUGUCAAGAGAGGCCAAUUGAUUGAUGUUUGGACUGACUGACAAGCUGAUUGACUGCCAGACUGACUGACUGACUGACUGACAGAUAGACACUUGACUGACUGAUAGAAAGACUGACAGACCAGCUAACAGCUAACUGACUGACUGAUAGACAGACUGACUAACCCACAGAUUAACUGAAUGACUGACUUACAGACUGACUGAGUGACCAACUGACUUAUGGACUUACUGACUGUUAGAGUGACUGACAGACAGACACUUGACUGACUGAUUAAAAGACUGACAGACCAGCUGACUUACUGACUGAAAGACUGAAACUGACUGGCUGACUGACUGACUGACUCUCAGACUGACCAACUGACUGGCUCACAUACUGACUGAUAGACUGAAACUGACAGGCUGAUUGACUGACUGAUGGACACUGACUGACAACUGACAGACUGUCUGACACUUUACUGACUGAUUGUUUGACAGGCUUGCUGAGUGGCUGGAUUGACUGACUGACUCACUAACAACCCACUAAAUAUUUUGGCUGGUGGAUUGGUAGACUGAUUGACAGAGUGGCCAACAACUGACAGACUGUCUGACACUUUACUGACUGAUUGAUUGCCAGGCUGGCUGAGUGGUUGAAUUGAAUGACUGACUGAUAACCCACUGAAUAUUUGGCUGGCAGUUAGCAGACUGAUUGACAGGCUGGCCAACAACUGGCUGACUGCUUGGUGGCCUGGCUGACUUACUAACUGACUGAGAAUUACUGAUUGAUACACUCAUUCACUUCCUAACCAAUUGCACAUUCUCUAAUCUCAUUAGAUGACUUCAGAAAAUAAAAGUAUCAUGGCAUUCAAUCUGAGUUUUCUCUUUGAUCGACGAGAUAUUUUGGAAGAAAGCAUGGCACAACUUCUAUACUGGGUAAAACAAGGCACCCUUAAAGUCAGCAAAGUGACUCCAUAUCCUCUGAAACAAGUGGCCAAAGCACAUAGUGAUUUGGAGUCAGGGAAAACCAUUGGUAAGCUUGUACUCACCAUGGAUGAAUGA